GCGUCUGGGGCGCUGUGAGGGAGCGGAGCGGGCGCUGCCGCCGCCGCCGCCCCGGCCGCGGUCAUGGGGCCGCUGUCGGUGCUGCCGCUCCUGCCCGUGCUGCUGCUGGCGCUGUGGGGGCUCGGCGGAGCGCGGGCUGAGGACGUGUGUGGUGCUCCAGACAGGCUGCGAUUUGCAGAGCUGGAGGAGAAGUUCAGAGGAAUACAGACUUUUCCUGUUGGAAGUCAAGUCUCCUUCAUCUGCCGGCCGGGAUAUAUGAGAAGCCCUGGAAAAUCCUUAACUCUUACUUGUGGUCCUGACUUACAGUGGUCACCCAAAGAGCAGUUCUGUAUAGAGAGAAGAUGUAAGCACCCAGGAGAGUUAACACAUGGUAUUGUUGGUGUGACAGAUCUUACAUUUGGUUCAAUUAUUACUUUUUCUUGUCAAGAAGGGUACAGAUUACUUGGAAAUGAUAAGAUUACCUGUGUAGUUAUGAAGGGAGGUGUUGACUGGGAUGGUCAGAUGCCUUACUGUGAAGUGAUUCCGUGUGAACCACCUCCCAGCAUCACCAACGGGCGCCACACGGAAGCGACCGACUACGUGUAUCAGACUACAGUGAGGUACUCCUGUGAUAAAGUUCCAGCAGGCUCAGAUCCCUUCUCCCUCAUUGGCUCAGAUACAAUUUACUGCACGGCUGAUGAACACUCAAAUGGAGUUUGGAGCGGGCCACCUCCACAGUGUAGAGUGGUCAAAUGUGAAAACCCGAGAGUUAAAAAUGGGCAAAAAAUAUCUGGAUUUGGGCCUUCCUAUACUUACAAGGACUCGGUCCAGUUUCAGUGUAAUGCAGGCUAUUACAUGGUCGGAGAAGAGAUGAUUUACUGUUCAGAAAAUAACGCCUGGUCUCCUCCACCACCAAUUUGUACGAAAAAUGUGUGUGAUGCUCCAGAGGUCACAAAUGGAGCCGUGGUUCCGGUGAAAUCUGUCUAUAAUGAAGGAGAAUCUGUUCAGAUAAAGUGCAAUGCUGACUGCUCUUUUCCUGAUGGCACUAAAGAAGUGACAGUGGCUUGUCAGGGACAGAAGACGUGGAGUUAUUUUCCAAAGUGUACAUGUGGACCUGAAAGUCCUGGUUCCACUCCAGGUACAAGUCCUCCUUCCACUCCAGGCAUAAGUUCUGGUUCCACUCCAGGCAUAAGUUCUGGUUCCACUCCAGGCAUAAAUUAUGGUAGAGUAGUUGUGGGACAAAAGCCUUCCUAUGUUGUGGGGGAUUGUAUUACGAUUGAAUGCUACGCAGGGUACACGUUACAUGGUGAAGCUGAAAUUCGGUAUAUGGGAGGAAACCAGUGGGCUCCUGAAGUGCCAACCUGCCAGCUGAGUGGAUAUGUCAUAGCCUGCAUCUGUGUGCUUGUGGUAAUUGUGGUGCUCCUGGCAGCCUUCUGGACCUAUAAGAAAUUCUUUUCACAGAAUGGCAGCAAUGUUGGUGUCCCUGUGCAAAAGACUGUAAAUCAACUGUAAAUAUUAGAUUCAUACAUAGGAAACGCGACGGCACUUCAUGUACUGCCGAAUAUAAGAUCUGUAAAGCAUGAAUGACCUUUUUUGGGGGGGGGUGGGGGGGAGGUGGGAAAGGACUUGCAGUGGAAUAUCCCUGUGAGAAAUGGAAAACAAUUGCACUCGCAUUGAGUAGCCAAGUAUCUCGUGCUGUGUCGUCUUGUGGUGGUUUAAACGUAGGAGGAGAUGAUUCAUGGGGUAAAAAGUGUGUAUGCAGUUAUGUAGACGGUUUUUCCUCAUGGCCCACUGUCUUUCCUCGUGGCUGCAUUGUCCUGUCCGUGUUUGUGCCAUGGUCUGUAGGACCUGUAGCAUUCCAGAGUGUCUGCCUGCAGGAGUGCUGACUGUCCCAGUGCCAGCUGCUGCUGCCAUCAGCGCUACCCCUUUGCCCACAGAAGACUGUCCAAUAUGCUCUGUUCUUUUAUAGUUCUGCUCACCAAAGCUGUGUCCUCCUCCUCCUUUUUUUGUGGCUGUUGUCCCUUGUGUUCUGAAAUGUGUUGUUGUUAUUAUUAUUUUCCAUGAGAGAUCGGUGUCAUUGAAGGCUGUGUCUUUUUGAAGCUAUCACAGGUCAGAUCAUGUGCUCUACGUCUUUUUUUUUGCCAGAGUUGAUUUCUGUGUAUCUAAUGAAUUAAAGUGUGCCUUUAAAUCAGAGUUUUAUAGCUUUUCCUUUGCUUUUAAGAAGGAAAAAAGCCAUAUAUAUUUCUGACUCUUUGAUACAAUCCUGCAAAGGCCACAGUGGAUUUGUUAUAGUAGAAAACUGGAGGUUUCUGUAGCAAAGACAUCCCCUACCUUUGAAUCUGUUGGCCUGUUCUGGAAGUUACCUAAUUAAAGGUACUGUUGAGAAAUCAGUGGUACCAUGUCCUGUCAUGAGCACAGUGUAAGUCCCUUUGUGGGCUCGAUUUUUUUUUUAUUGAGCCUUGAUGUCAGUUCUGGAGAUACUUUGCUCCUUUUCAGGAUAGGAAAGGUGCUGUGUGGAUCCACCUUCCUUGCUUUUUUCCUUGAAAUCAUGUAUUCCACUUUUCAAAUCUCUGUAUACAGACAGUGAUGUUAAUCAAGCUCUGUAAUGAUGGAUUUAUUAUAUACCUGUUCAGAAAGAGAAGCCUUUCCCUGUCAGACUCACUUUUCAUGUUGAAGGAAAACCAAAGCAGUUUAGUGCUGGGAGUGCAGGACUGCGUGUGCUGGCAGUGGUGGUAGAUGAGGUCUCUCUUUAGCUCCUUAACACAAUGUUUUAGUCCAGACCGUGACUCCAGGAGUUGGCAAACGAGCUUGCUGUGAAUCGAGACUCGUUGCUGCUUCUAAUUCCUUAUCAAAACCAAAAGCCUAAUUAGGAACAGGCUUUUAGCUUCAGGGAUCUCACUGUCAGCCUCCAGGCAGCUUCUGAGAACCAAUUCUCCCAGAAAAACCAAAUUGCCUCACUUCAGGAGCCUGGGGUAGCAUUGAAACUGUUCUGGCUUGUCUGUGGUGGCUUGGCACUGCUCCACUGUCAUCAACUGAUUGUUGGAGUAACAGAGAACUGUUUGGGGCUUUAUAGGGCUUUUUGGGACAAUCCCAGCAGUUGCAUUGUUAGAGCCCAUAAUAGUCUGUGGUUUUUACAAAGGGGUUUUGGCUCCCCAGGAUGACUUGCUGGUUGAUAUCUUAGUUUGAGAAUUGUUUGUAAACACUGUAUUGUGUGACUGGGGGGUUUGAGUGUGGGGGUCACCAGCUCAGCUUGCUCUGUGUGGCAUCUGCAAUGUGCUAAAACCAAGCUGAAAUGCACUUAAAGCUAAGCUGAAAUCACUGUAAAAAUUUGCCUUAUUUUUACACUUCUUUCCGGAUGUAAAGACAUAGUGAUACCUUGUAAUAUUGCAAAUAAAAAUGUUAAAUUAUUUA
Messenger RNA from Myiozetetes cayanensis, 3390 nucleotides. RefSeq names its product CD46 molecule (gene CD46). The transcript has 12 exons. Gene Ontology annotation, biological process: negative regulation of complement activation, classical pathway. The coding region runs from base 64 to 1491 and encodes 475 amino acids. Lineage: Eukaryota; Metazoa; Chordata; Aves; Passeriformes; Tyrannidae. The record is from RefSeq and is a predicted model, not a curated record.